This is a messenger RNA of Mugil cephalus (flathead mullet), 5012 nucleotides long. It is a transcript of the gene esrrb, whose product is annotated as estrogen-related receptor beta. The transcript is spliced from 10 exons. Gene Ontology annotation, cellular component: nucleus. Lineage: Eukaryota; Metazoa; Chordata; Actinopteri; Mugiliformes; Mugilidae. Gene Ontology annotation, biological process: regulation of DNA-templated transcription. Bases 601 to 1986 code for a protein of 461 amino acids. The record is from RefSeq and is a predicted model, not a curated record. Gene Ontology annotation, molecular function: sequence-specific DNA binding; steroid binding; zinc ion binding.
AGUUGACAGUGUGGCUGCGGUGUGUGACAGUUAAACGGCGCGCUCAGACGCACAGAGCCACACCACCACCACCACCUCUUCUACUACCACCACUACCAGCAGCGGCAGCAGCAAGGGCAGCAGCAGCAGCAGCUGAUACGCCACAAACCUGGACCUGGAGACACCCCUUCCACAGUGCGCUGUGCUCAGCCGGGGAUGUGACAUGACUUGUCCGAGUAAGAAACGUGAGCUGGUGAAUGGAACUGGAUUCCUCUCCGGGGGGUUAUGCUGUUCCUGUUCAGCAGAGAAAACUGAAGACCAGCAGAGCGACACAGCGCACCUUUUUUGCGUGAAUCUGCUGGUAGAUCACGACUCCUCCUCGCUCACUGUUAUUUUUACUGGAGAGGCUGAAGACCGUUGUCAGGCGCCUCGUGAGUUUUUUAAGAAGUGGGAAAUCUGACGUUUCUUCUUGCCUCUCUCGGCCCAGUGUCAAGAUGCCAUGAACUUUGUCUUCCAGACCCUCUCAGCUAUCAUAACCAGGCUUUGUUGUCCAAUUCAUUAGAGAGAUUCCUGAGUCCACUCGCCACGCUGGAGCCCUCUCAUUUCUGGCUGCUGAAUAGAAUGGCUGCUGAUGACCGGCAUCUACCCUCCAGCUGCGGGUCCUACAUCAAGACGGAGCCAUCCAGUCCCUCUUCGGUCAUCGACACAGUCAGCCACCACAGCCCCAGCGGCAACUCAGACGCCAGCGGUGGCUAUGUCAGCGCCAUGAACAGCCACUCGAACGGCCUGGACUCUCCCCCUAUGUUCACUCCCAGCGGCCUCGGGGCUGGCACCUGCCGCAAGCGCUAUGACGACUGCUCCAGCACCAUCAUGGAGGACUCAUCCAUAAAGUGCGAAUACAUGUUGAACUCCCUCCCCAAGAGGCUGUGCCUGGUCUGUGGAGAUAUAGCCUCGGGGUAUCACUAUGGGGUGGCCUCUUGUGAGGCCUGCAAAGCCUUUUUUAAAAGGACAAUACAAGGUAACAUAGAAUACAGCUGUCCUGCCACAAAUGAAUGUGAGAUCACAAAACGGAGACGCAAAUCAUGUCAGGCUUGUCGCUUCAUGAAAUGCCUCAAAGUGGGGAUGCUCAAAGAAGGUAAGAAGAGAGUUCGUUUGGAUCGCGUGCGAGGGGGCAGACAGAAGUACAAGCGGAGGUUGGACGCAGAAAACAACCCGUACCUGGGCUUGACGCUCCCCCCUCCCACCAAAAAGCCCCGUGAGUACUGCUCCGUCACUAGCCCAUUGUCUCCCUCCUCCGUCGCCCCUCCUCCUCUGCCAGGCCGACAAGCAGUCACAAAGAUAGUGUCUCACCUGUUGGUGGCAGAGCCAGAGAAGAUCUAUGCCAUGCCUGACCCCACCAUGCCGGAGAGUGACAUCAAGGCUUUGACUACGCUGUGCGACCUGGCUGACCGUGAGCUGGUGGUCAUCAUCGGCUGGGCUAAGCACAUCCCAGGCUUUUCCACUCUUUCUCUGGGCGACCAGAUGAGCCUACUGCAGAGCGCCUGGAUGGAGAUCCUCAUCCUCAGCAUCGUGUUCCGCUCGUUGCCGUACGAAGACGAGCUGGUGUACGCUGAGGACUACAUCAUGGACGAGGAGCACUCGCGGCUGACUGGUUUGCUCGACCUCUACGUCUCCAUCCUGCAGCUGGUCCGCAAAUACAAGAAGCUCAAAGUGGAGAAGGAGGAGUUUGUAACGCUCAAAGCCAUCGCUCUGGCCAACUCAGACUCCAUGCACAUAGAGGACAUGGAGGCGGUCCAGAAGCUUCAGGACGCGCUCCACGAGGCGCUGCAGGACUACGAGAGCAGCCAGCAUCAGGAGGACCCGCGACGGGCCGGCAAACUGCUCAUGACCCUGCCCCUGCUGAGGCAGACGGCCACGAAGGCCGUGCAGCACUUUUACAGCAUCAAGGUGCAGGGCAAGGUGCCCAUGCACAAACUCUUCCUGGAGAUGCUGGAGGCCAAGGUCUGAUCGGAGGGUGGCCGAUUCGCCACGGCAACAGCAUUGCCGACGCAGAAAGUGACUCGAACCGACGUGGAGGGUUCUCAGGAGAGGGAGACGCCCACCGAGUGUGCAGGACAGAGACUGACCGCUCUCACUCCUCCUCUACCUGGAACCCUGGGACACGAAAUUUAAAAAAAAAAGAAAAGAAGAACAAAUGCAAAACUGGGUUAUUAGUAUAAAUAUAAAAAUGAUGCAGAUUAAUUUAAAAUAUAUAAGAAAUACUAUGUACAGUAAUAAUUUUUUUGGUUUUUGUUAAUUGUAAGUGGUCAUACUGUAUAUGAAGAAGGACCCCUCUGCCCCUCAGCAUCUUCAGAAUAAGUAGUUGCCAGGUCUUGAUUACAAGAUAAAGAAGAUUCUUUUUUUCAGAAAACUAGAAGUUCCUAAAAAAAAAAAAUAGUUCUGAAGACAGCAGAGGUGUCAACAACCAUAAACAGACUCACUUGUCUCACAGUUGUGUUUUUUGCCUGGACUUAACCAGGACAUGUACAUAUUUAUUAUUUGGAAGAGUGUACAGUUCAGAGUCUGGUGAACUUGGUGGCCAUUUUCUCUUGCACUCCUCCUCGGGGAGGGAAGAGGGGGAGGGGCUAAAUGUGAACUCUUAUCGGUUUAAAUGUCCUUGGAUAUACCUCUCCAGAGCAGUAAGUGAUCUAUGUGGCUCUGUUUCAGACUGGAAGACUUGCUGGUCCCAUGUUUAACCAAACUAGCAUAGGCAGGUACAAUAGUCAGUCGUCUUAUUCUGUAGUAACUCAGCAAUAAAGGGAGCUGUUGUGGAGCCAUGCUUAACUUUUUCUUUCAUGUGCUUUUGAAUGCGGCUGCCGCUGAUAGACCACGCUCGUGAGUAUCUGAGUCCCACCAGUGGAACGCACCGACGUACCACUGUUUCACACCGGUGCUUCUCCUCCUCCGCAGUGGUUUGUGUUGGUGCUGUUCACGUAACCUGUUGAACCCCCUGUUUCUGGUCACUGUUCAAACCUGGGCAAAUCGACACGCAAAUAAACGACCCGACCGAGGGCAGGUGAAAGAAAAUAAGCCGGUUUGGUGUGGAAGAAUCAAAGGAUUUAUGCCCAGUGGCACGAGUCCAGGAGAUUCCGUGUUCAAACAAUCAGAGGCCCAUAUGUCAACCGCUCUAUUUCGGGCCCUUUUAAGCCUGUGGCGGAGUCAUCGCACACACAGGGAGCAAGGUGUCCAGCAUCUGCUCUCGCCAUUUUAGACACCUCCCGUCUUUUAAUAGCCGCGCCUGCAUUUACAGGGCUCCGGCAGAACGGAGGUAAAUGGCAGGUGCAGCGCCGGAGCGGUGGCACUUCACACUGGGUUUAUUUUUAAAGCGGCGGGUGGCUGUUGUCCUCACAGUUCCACGACAGGAUUACAGUAGACACGUGGAACACUUCUUCUUGACCUCAUGUUGACACGGUGGCCAGCGCAGAGCACCACGCUCCUCUGGGGGGGGGGUGGGGGGGGAGGCGGACGGGCAUCUGAGGGGGGAAAAGCUCAGGAUGCCCGAGCACACACGUGUGAAUAGCUAUGCAAGAAACAAAGUGUCAGCAUGCUCCAGCAGUGUGUCAGUGCCGAUCUCUGGUGGUAGAAAGAUCUCACGCUCCCUUCUCUCCCGUGUUUAGUUUUAGGUCCAUUACGCUGCGUGUGAGUAAUUCUGUAGUCCAGUCCAACUGAGCCGCUGGUCUCCAUGUGGGACAGAAUGUGUUGGAGGGGAAUGCUUAUACUGCUGAAGGAUUUUAUGUGAUGUGAUAAAUUGUGGCACUGUCACAACAAUAUGAUACUGUGAUCAAAGGAAUCCCUGACAUUGCAGUAGGGUAGAGUUGCUGCCAUGCUUGUGAUAUCAUUGGCCAGCACUGAUCCAGCGGCCGGCAUGCCUUUUUAUACAGCGGCCCGAUUGGCCACAUAGCGAAGGAUCACUACGACGCCCACUCCUAUUCAUCCCCGACUCGAACUAGCCGCUGUCCAGUUAACAAGCUCCACUGUAGAGGGUGACAUUAUAACUCGAGUUGUUUUACUGUUGUGCAAUACAACAGGGACCAAUUCUGACUGAAGCCAUGCUGAAAGCAUGCUUUUUACUUCGAUUUGGGGGGGGAUUUGUGUGCCGUUAAGUGGCAUAUUCCUCUCCCCUCUACCCAGAAACAUGUAUCCUGUAUAUCAGAACUAUAUUUGAUUUGCUCUACCGAUGAAAAGACUUUUGUGCUUACUUCAAUAAAAAAAAAAAAACUGCAGUAUAAAUGCGAAUACUUUUGCAGAGAAUCUUUCCAAAAACAGUUUUGUAGUGGCCCGAGAUGAUCAGCCAUAAUGAUUUUGAUUCUUUUUCUUUUUACCUUGCAAUAUGACACUGUGCUAAGUAAAAGACGAACACGUCUUACAUGACAAGCUGUGUCUACGUGUGUAAAUAUAUCAGCGUCAAUACAGUAGGUUGCCGAAAUACCAUUGAAAAUAAAGUAUGCAGCGCCCUGCUGGCUACUACCUCAUUAUCAUAUUGUCAAUAUUUCUCUGAUUGAACUCUUUCUGCUCUAUAUCAGCCUCACGUCUGUAACUUACCUGAGCCAUCCAUGUUUUUAUCGAAGACCGUUUCCCUCAGUGCUCCUGCCAAAAUGUUUGUAAUUGUAGUUACGGAUCUCCUCCUCCCCGUCAUUCUUCACGGAUCUGUUUGUAAAGUAAAGCAUGCUUCACGUUGACCAUACGACUUGGCCAUCAGUGGGUGUGACGCCGCCCCCCCUCCCUCCUCCUUCCUCUCAUUUUGGUUACCAAGCGGGUAUGUGUUUAUAUGAACAUCUGUGUGUCAGAAUUGGUCCCUUGAUGACAAAAUUGCAGACAGGGGCAGGUGACUGAUUUCCUGCUUCUGUGCUAUGAGUAUUUAUGGUGUGAAAUAUAUCAUUUGGCGAUGGUGUACAUUGAUAUCUCGUUGAAUCACCAAUAUCUGUGUAACUUUUAUGUUUUGAUUUUCAAAAAGGUAAAGGAUCAAUGAAUUAAAUACUCACUGAACUCUGUGA